AUCAACAAGAGGGACUGAAAGACGGGCUGCGUACGGAGAGCUAACGAGCAUCCAUUCAGUACAAAACCAGUCCACGCUGCGAGAUCAAGCAACGACUCUGAAUACCAAAGGGAGGUUUAUGCGUUUAUGGAGCCUAAUGUUCAGUUUUGGCUGUGAAAGAGGCGGAUCUUUGGAGGUUUUCUGUAGAAGCUGUCAGCAGGUGGAAAUCGGAGGCAAAUCGCGGGGUCCAGAGCAACCUCAGUGUUAAUGAAACUUUGCUACGAUUUACGUGCAGGGAAUGCCGUUCACCAUGUUAAGGUAAAGCAGAGGAAUCCUGUGUUGAACAUGCUAAAGCGCUUGGACAAAAUCAGGUUCAGAGGUCAGAAGCGAGAUGAGUUCCUGGAUCUGGCCGAGUCCCCCAACGCGUCUGACAAUGAAUGUAGCGAUGAGAUCCUGGUGAAGCCUCGGGCCUCCCUCCGAGAGGCGGAAGACCUGCGAGACCCUGCUGGUCCAGGUGCUCUCAACAUGGCCGCUGCCAUUCAGGACUUCCAGCGGACGGAGUCGGAGAGGUUGAACGAGGUCAAAGGUCAUCUGGAAAUUGCCUUACUGGAGAAGCACUUCUUACAGGAAGAGUUGAGAAAACUGCGAGAGGAAACGAAUAUCGAAACGCUGAAACAGGAGCUGGAAAGAGAAAGGUCGAAACGAAUAGACCUGGAACAGAAAAUGAACGAAGUGCUCAAAACGAGACUGGAGGACUCGCCACCCCAGCCUCCUCCUAAACCACAGCCGCCUGCUGCAAAUGGGACAGAAAAACAGCGUGAGACGCUGUGUUCUCGCAUGCAGAAGUGGCUGUAUGACAAGUUCGGGGUUUACAUAGAGGACUUCCGCUUCCAGCCUGAGGAGAACACGGUGGAGACUGAGGAACCGCUAAGUGCUAAAAGGUUAACAGAAAACAUGAGACGACUCAAGCGAGGUGCCAAACCAGUCACAAACUUCUUAAGGAACCUUUCUGCCUUAUCGAACUGGCACUCGGUGUACACGUCAGCGAUCGCCUUCAUAAUCUACAUGAAUGCUGCAUGGCAUGGGUGGGCCAUCCCCCUGUUCCUGUUCCUGGCCAUUCUGAGGUUGUCCUUAAACUACCUCAUUGCAAGGGGCUGGAGGAUCCAGUGGAGCAUCGUGCCUGAAGUCUCCGAGCCUAUGGAACCACCAAAAGAAGACCUUACGGUUUCAGAGAAAUUCCAGUUAGUCCUUGAUGUUGCACAGAAAGCACAGAACCUCUUUGGUAAGAUGGCAGAUGUCUUAGAGAAAAUAAAGAACCUCUUCAUGUGGGUGCAGCCUGAGAUCACUCAGAAGCUGUACAUCGCUCUGUGGGUGGCCUUCAUCUCCUCCUGCGUCCUGCCCUACAAGCUCAUGGGCUUCAUAAUCGGGGUGUACGCCGGGAUAAAGUUCUUCAUCAUCGACUUCCUCUUCAAGAGCUGCCCGAAGCUGCGGGACAAGUACGACACGCCCUACAUCGUGUGGACCAGCCUGCCCACCGACCCGCAGCUGAAGGAGCGCUCCAACGCCACGCUAUCCCGACGGAUACAGCCCAUGGUGUCUCGCGGUAGCCUGGCAACCAGCGUGCCGUGUGGCAUUGGACGCGAGGAGGAGGGCGGCCGGACUCACAGCACCAAAAAGGGCCCGUUCCAUGAGGUGUUCAACCUGCCCGAGAGUGAGCGCCCCCUACCAGUGUGUGAGAAUGGAUGGAGGUGCUGCUUGAUAAACAGGGACAGGAAGAUGCCUACCGACUACAUCCGCAAUGGCAUGCUGUACGUCACAGAAAAUUACCUGUGUUUCGAGAGCUCCAGCUCAAGGUCCAGCUCCUCCAAAAAGAACAAAGUCAUCAAACUCAUCGACAUCACUGACAUUCAGAAGUAUAAAGUCCUGUCUGUAUUACCAGGAUCAGGGAUGGGAAUAUCAAUAGCCACACCCUCUACACAGAAGCCUCUAGUUUUUGGAGCCAUGAUCCACAGGGAUGAGGCCUUCGAAGCCAUCUUCACACAGUACAUGAAAAUAAUGACCACCACCAACCCUGAGACCUAACAGCGGAGGGAGCAGUCCCCCUGUGCUCUGUCAUGC
Megalops cyprinoides (Indo-Pacific tarpon) is the source of this 2097-nucleotide messenger RNA. Its product is annotated as GRAM domain-containing protein 4-like. NCBI's taxonomy places the organism in Eukaryota, Metazoa, Chordata, Actinopteri, Elopiformes, Megalopidae. Gene Ontology annotation, biological process: apoptotic process; negative regulation of toll-like receptor 9 signaling pathway. The transcript is spliced from 19 exons. The coding region runs from base 247 to 2061 and encodes 604 amino acids. The record is from RefSeq and is a predicted model, not a curated record.